AUGGAAAUAAAAACAAAUAAUAAUAAUUUAGAAAAGGAAACAAAUUUUGAAAUAAAUAAUAUAAAUAGAAUUAUUUUAGAUAUAUUAUGUACAGAAGCAAUAAGAAAAAUUAAAUUUAUUCUUCAUGUAUUAAAAGAAAUACUAAAAAAAAAAACGAAUAUCUUACAUGUGUAUAUAACCAAUAACAUUGAUCAUUUGGCCACUGAAAAAAAAAGAAAGCAAAUAUUCAACUCGUUGCAAGAUCAAAUUGAGUUAUGCGAAAAUGAAAACGACUAUAAUAAUAUAAAAGACAAAAUUCAAGAGUAUAUUAAUUCUAUAAGCGAAACAAACGAAAUAUUAUGCCAAAAUUCUCCUAUAGAUAGAAACAUAAAGGAAAAUAGAGACAAAAUAAUAGAAGAUGGGCAUCUACUUUUAAAAAUCUUUAAGAAAAUUAAAAAGCUAGAUUUUAUAUCCGUUUUGAAUGAACUUAGUAUAUUUAAGAAUGAUGAAAACCUUCUUGUAAAUUUAAAUCAAAAUGUAUAUCACAAAAAGCAAAUCAUUAAUAUUUUAAAAAAACAAAUAGAAGAGUUAAUAGAAAAUACAAACAAUAAAAAAAUAAGAAUCUAUGAGAAAAUAGAACAAGUAGAAAAAAAGAAAAAAAUAUUUUUUGUAAAAUCUAUGCUUUAUUAUAUAUAUAAAAAAGAAUGUGUUCAGGCAAAUGUAUCGAAUUUCAAUAUGGAUAUAAAAUUUAAGCAUGAUUUGACUCAAACCUCAAAAGAAAAUAUGGAAAAUGAAUUAAAGACAUAUUAUGAUAUUAAUGAAUACAUUAAAAUGUUUCUUAACAAAAGGAAUGAUAAUUUGCAAAAUAUUCAUGAUAGCUUGGUAGAAUAUUAUGAAAAAGAGAAAAUAAAAAAAAUAAAAGAGUUGGAAGAAAUAAAAAAAAAGGUGGAUAUUUCCAUUUUGAUUAUUCAACAAAAAAGAGAAAUAAUCCUUAAAUACGAGCAAGCGAACAAAGCACAAAUAGAGGAAGAAAAAGUAAAAUUAAGAAAAGAAAUUGCAGAGAAAGAAUAUUUAAAAACUUAUAAUGAAUGUGUUUUGUUUUUACAAGAUAUAGGACGAAAUAAAAUAAGGGAUUAUGAGGAAAAGAGAAAAAAAAGAAUGAAAAAAAUGCAAAAAAAAAAAAAAAAUAUUACCAGUUAUAGAAUGUGA
Molecule: messenger RNA, 1188 nt
Organism: Plasmodium yoelii
Lineage: Eukaryota; Apicomplexa; Aconoidasida; Haemosporida; Plasmodiidae
Product: conserved Plasmodium protein, unknown function
Exons: 6
Coding region: 1-1188 (395 amino acids)
Source: RefSeq, a predicted model, not a curated record